AUGCUCUUCACUCCUGAAAACUCGUUACCUGGAGUUCCUCCUGCCUGCAACACUUUCCCCAAGACAUCAAGCACGCCCUCAAACACACACACACACACACUUUUGUACCAGCUCAGGAGCUCAGUCACGUGUUCACAGGUCUGGACUGAAGGUGAAGAAGAUUUGUUGUCCUCAUGGCGUCCUUCUCGUGGAGUCUCCCCCCGUCUCUGUCGCUCUCUCCCCCAUCAGGAGCUCCCCUCUCUGGGUGUGGAUGCAUCUGACUUCAGCCUGUACAGUCCUCCAGCUCGCCCUGAGCCUGGCCUGUCUGCGGCCCCGUGGCCCCAAAACCACCAUGGAGACCCUUACCUGUGCUUCAGCAGCCCGGACCCGAGUCCUGCCCCCCCAGGACUCCCCCCUGUGCUGGGAAGCUUCUUCCCACAUCUGUAUGGCCUUCAGAGGCCCCUGCUCCCAGGUGGCUUUUGGCUCUCCGCCCCGGACGACGUACUACGCUUGGUUCGCCCUCCUUACUCUUAUUCCGCCCUCAUUGCCAUGGCGAUACAGGGUGCACCAGAGCAGAGGCUGACACUCAGCCAGAUCUAUCAGUACGUCUCCGACAACUUCCCCUUCUACAGCCGCAACAAGGCCGGCUGGCAGAACUCCAUCCGACACAACCUGUCCCUCAACGACUGCUUCAGGAAGGUUCCCCGAGACGAGUCAGACCCAGGUAAAGGAAACUACUGGACUCUGGAUCCAAACUGUGAGAAGUCGUUCGACAACGGAAACUUUCGCCGCAAGAGGAAGAGGAAGUCUGACAACACAACCACUGAAGAGAAGCCUUCCUCCUCCCCCUCCUCUUCCUCCUCUGACUCCUCCUCCUCAUCAGAGCCCAGCCCUAAAAUUCCCAGCCUGCAUUGCAGCAUCAGCACUGAGCUCCCCACUCCGUCAAACACUCAUGGUUUAAGCAGCUUCCUGUCUCACCUCCAGGAUUCCCUUUCUCUCCCGCCUCUCCCCCCUCCUCCUCCUCACACUGACUCCUCCUCCCUGUACAUGCAGGUACCGGACCACGCCUCCCCUCCUCCACCCCCUCAGGGAUAUCUCUCCUCAUACUCGCCCGGCGCCGUGGUGCCUCAGUGGGACUCCUGCAGCUCCUCUCCUCCCAUCUACUCCUCUCCCCCUCCUCCCCCUCCUCCCCCUGCCUUCACCUCCUCCCAGUCGACCCCUUCCCACUUCCCCUCCCUCGCCGACCCUCACCCCGGCUCUCCCCCGCUCUACAUUGACCUGCAGACGGCGCCCUGCCUCCUGCAGGAGCUCCAGGAGGCCCAGCAGCUGCAGCAGCUUCAGGACCAGUGUGAGCGUCUGCUCUCGGGGAGCUUCUCUGACAUGCUGCCCCUGGACUCUCUGGUUCUCCAGCAGUGACUCACCUGAUGUGACACCUGCAAAGAGUCACCUGUUUACACUGAGAACUGCUUCUAGUCUUCAGAUGGAUGUGUGAAAGAGCUGUGUUUCAAUGUUUGUAUUUAUGUUUUAUACUUUCUUGAAGUUAGAAUGUGGGUGAAUGUUUUUAACGUGUAAAU
Messenger RNA from Notolabrus celidotus (New Zealand spotty), 1553 nucleotides. It is a transcript of the gene foxi3a, whose product is annotated as forkhead box I3a. The record is from RefSeq and is a predicted model, not a curated record. Lineage: Eukaryota; Metazoa; Chordata; Actinopteri; Labriformes; Labridae. Gene Ontology annotation, biological process: anatomical structure morphogenesis; regulation of transcription by RNA polymerase II; cell differentiation. Gene Ontology annotation, molecular function: DNA-binding transcription factor activity, RNA polymerase II-specific; RNA polymerase II cis-regulatory region sequence-specific DNA binding.